CAAAAUCAAACACUUCUCUCUCUGAAACAUACGUUGGUAGAGAGAAAUGAGGAUGGUGGUUGUGAGUUAGCUUUAUCUGAAACUGCUGGUUCUCACUGUCUGAAAGGCAGAAAAGUUAACGACCAAUGGCCACCAUUGCUUCUUCCUCAUCCACUGUGCUCUUCUCUGCAUCUUCUUCCAACCUCCUUCCAUUUUCACACCCUUCUACUUCGCGCCUUUCUUUCUCCUCUUCCCUUUCCUCCUCCUCUUCUCUAUCAAUUUCUCAUACCUUUUUAUCACACACUUCUUCAACUUCUAGACACUUUGUUAACCACUCUGCGUUCACCAUCAGUGCCAGUUCUGCUGAGAAGAAGAAGGUGCUCAUCGUGAAUACCAACAGUGGCGGGCAUGCCAUUAUUGGCUUUUACUUUGCAAAGGAGCUUCUUGGUGCUGGCCACUCGGUCACCGUGCUCACUGUUGGUGAAGAAGGCUCAGACAAGAUGAAAAAAACUCCUUUUAACAGAUUUUCAGAAAUUGUGAGUGCUGGAGGGCGCACGGUAUGGGGAAAUCCUUCUGAAAUCGGAAGUGUUGUAGGAGGGGAAGUGUUUGAUGUGGUCUUGGAGAACAAUGGCAAGGAUCUUGAGACCGUGAGGCCGGUGAUUGAAUGGGCUAAGAGUUCAGGUGUCAAGCAAUUCUUGUUCAUCAGUAGUGCUGGAAUCUACAAACCGACAGAUGAACCUCCACAUGUUGAAGGGGAUGUUGUUAAAGCUGAUGCUGGUCAUGUUGUUGUGGAGAAAUACCUUGAAGAAACUUUUGGAAGUUGGGCAGCGUUCCGACCACAGUACAUUAUUGGGUCUGGCAACAACAAAGACUGUGAGGAGUGGUUUUUUGACAGGAUUGUUCGGGACAGACCUGUGCCAAUUCCUGGCUCGGGGUUGCAACUCAGUAAUAUAACUCAUGCUAGGGACUUAUCCGCGAUGCUUACUCUAGCUGUUGAAAACCCAGACGCUGCUAAGGGUAGCAUUUUCAACAUCGUCAGUGACCGUGCGGUGACUCUGGACGGAAUCGCCAAACUCUGUGCUCAAGCUGCAGGGCGCCCUGCUAACAUUGUUCAUUAUGAUCCAAAAGCUGUUGGAGUUGACGCAAAGAAAGCUUUCCCUUUCCGCACCUACCACUUCUAUGCAGAACCCAGAGCAGCCAAAAGUAAAUUGGGAUGGGAAUCAACCACAAACCUCCCAGAAGACCUAAAAGAACGGUUUCAGGAGUACGUAAAGAUUGGAAGAGACAAGAAGUCAAUCAAGUUCGAGGUAGAUGAUAAGAUUUUAGAGGCAUUGAAAGUUCCUGUGCCCGUGUGAUCAAUUCAUAUCCAAAAUGUAUGAAACAUAUAUCAAACAAGAUUGUAGUAUGAUCUUUUGUCCCUUAAUUUCAAUUACGAGUUAAGGUAAAAAAGAAGAAGCUUAUGAUGAUUUUAAGUAGCUCACUUAGUAUGUCAAUUACAUUUCUUUUGGGUAUAUGGAGUUGAGUCUUCUCUUUA
Vigna radiata var. radiata (mung bean) is the source of this 1513-nucleotide messenger RNA. Its product is annotated as chloroplast stem-loop binding protein of 41 kDa a, chloroplastic. The record is from RefSeq and is a predicted model, not a curated record. Gene Ontology annotation, molecular function: RNA binding. Lineage: Eukaryota; Viridiplantae; Streptophyta; Magnoliopsida; Fabales; Fabaceae. The transcript has 6 exons. Gene Ontology annotation, biological process: rRNA processing. Gene Ontology annotation, cellular component: cytosol. Bases 126 to 1334 code for a protein of 402 amino acids.